AAUUAUACGAAUAAAAUGAUAGAAGGCCUCAAAGUGAUAAAUUCUCCAGUCAGCAUAAAUUUGCUGAAACGUGCCCGAAAGACGGAUUUUAGUAGUCUCGCCUACACAAUAACGAAUUCAUUGAUAUUAAGUAGUCACUUUUGCGGAAAUACAAGGUGAAGAAUUUUGAAUCGAGCACGUGACGAAAUUACAAGUGAUAUGUGUUGAAUGUCAAAAAAGAAGAUAAGUUAAAUUGCGUGAGAAUUUUUAAGUUACUUGAAGUGGAUUAAGUGGACCUGGAGAAAAAUGGACCUGAAUGAUAACCUCGGCUCGUACGUCACUGACUGCCAUACUCAAGGGACACCUUCGCCCAUUAGUGAAUAAAAUUCGACCACACAAUUUUAAUUCGAAUUUUCUUUGUCUAUGAGAAGGUUUUCGUAGGCACAUCCCCACCAUAACAUAGGGGUAUAUAAUGAUUCCAUAGGGGUAGGGCAGUAGGUAGAGGGAAUGAAACACAAAGGUCAAUGACUAAUCCGAGCCUAGCAAUAGAGACGCUCACGACUUGUUGAAAUAUUAGUUGAUGUUACCAGGCUAGAAACGAUAGUUCAGAUAGAAAACGUCAUGUACGUAACGAAGAAAGUGUGCGGACGUUUGACAGAAGCCAUAUUUUCCGCCACACGAGCCUGUUCCGAGGCUGUGCGUGAUUUUCGGGACAUACCCUCGCCCAGGGGUUUACCGAUAAUCGGUACAAGAUUGGCAAUCCUGGCAGCAGGGUCAUCGAAAUAUAUACACGAGUACAUCGAUAAGAGGCAUAGAGAAUUGGGUCCUAUAUACCGUGAAAGGCUGGGUCCCAUAACGGGAGUUUUCGUCGCCGAACCAGAUUCCAUUCGAAGCAUUUUCUCACAAGAAGGAAAACAUCCAAUCCACAUCAUCCCCCAAUCGUGGACUGUCUAUAAUAAGAAGCACAAUUACACUAGGGGGUUGUUCUUCAUGAACGGUCCAGAAUGGUUGGAACAUAGGAGAAUUAUGAACAACUUGUUGCUCAAAGGAGAUUUAACAUGGAUGGAAGAGGCUGCUGAUGCUGUCAUCACGAAUUUCGUGGAAGAUUUGAAAGGGAAUGUCAUUACAGUUGAAACGUUGGACCGUGAACUGUACAAAGCUUUUCUUGAGGUACUAGUAAGUGUGUUGUUAGGUGCAGAUACUUACAAGAAGUAUAAGACUAACAUUAAUACGCUAGUGAACGAGCUGACAGACACAGUGCAGUUAGUAUUCGAGACAACGAUGAAACUCGAGAUGAUAAACGCAGAGUGGGCUGAGAAACUUGGGCUGAGUAGGUGGAAAAUUUUCGAAACUGCUAUGUCGGAGGCAUUAACUGGUGCUGAGCAAAUCUUGGACACAUUGACUGAAGAAUGUGGAUAUGGUAACGGUUUGUUGAGGAGAAUGAGGGAUCACAAUGUUCACGUGGAGCGUAUAAACGCCAUUGUGGCAGAUUUGUUUUUGGCCGCAGGAGAUACAACUGCCUACACAAUGCAGUGGAUUCUAUACUUGGUGUCAAAAAACAAGCAUGUGCAGGAUAAAAUCCGGAGUGAACUGACUAACCCAGGGUCAAACUACACCAAGCACGUUUUGAAAGAAACUCUGAGGCUCUAUCCCGUGGCACCGUUCCUAACUAGGUUCUUGCCCCACGAGUCUCAAAUUUCUGGGUACAAAAUACCAGAGAAUUCCUUGAUAAUCAUGUCGAUAUACAGCACGGGAAGAAACGAGAAGUACUUCGAGAACCCCCUGGAAUUUAUUCCAGAACGUUGGGAUAGGGCGAAUAAGAGUAUGGUGACGAAACAGGCUAGUUUACCUUUUGCCAUGGGGUCCAGGUCUUGCGUGGGCAAGAAGCUGGCCGAAUACGAGCUUCACUUGAUGCUUUUACGACUGGUGGAAAAUUUCCAUCUAGACCUAUGUAAUACAAAUGAUGUCCACAUGGUGAUGAAAAUGAUUGCUGCACCCUCCGAACCUAUCAGACUUAGAUUGAGGAGGAUCCGUUGACAAUUUUUAAUGUUUUCUUGUUGUUGUUGUACAGAAGUAUUUAUGUAUUUAUAAGUUUUGUUUUGAUAACUUGACUAAGUGAAAUACGAAAUUGGUACAAAUUGGGCCACACUGGCUGAAAGAUUUGCAUCAUAAUAAAUAGGUUAUUUAACA
Messenger RNA from Coccinella septempunctata (seven-spotted ladybird), 2169 nucleotides. RefSeq names its product cytochrome P450 315a1, mitochondrial (gene sad). The transcript has 3 exons. Lineage: Eukaryota; Metazoa; Arthropoda; Insecta; Coleoptera; Coccinellidae. Gene Ontology annotation, molecular function: monooxygenase activity; heme binding; oxidoreductase activity, acting on paired donors, with incorporation or reduction of molecular oxygen. The coding region runs from base 601 to 2016 and encodes 471 amino acids. The record is from RefSeq and is a predicted model, not a curated record.